CUUAGGGAUCAAUAUAUUUAGGUUACAUGCUUAGUAUUCAUGAAUAAUUCUAAUUUAUGAUGCUAGGUGCUAUAUUUAUUUACAAUCAUAAAGGCGAAGUCUUAAUUUCAAGAAUAUAUAGAGAUAACAUAGCAAGAAAUGCAGUUGAUGCCUUUCGAGUAAAUGUAAUUCAUGCAAGGCAGCAAGUAAGAUCACCUGUAACCAACAUAGCGAGAACUACAUAUUUUUAUAUAAGACGCUCAAAUCUUUGGAUUACAGCCGUUACUAAACAAAAUAUUAAUGCAGCUAUGGUGUUUGAAUUUUUGAAUAAACUUGUAUAUUUAAUGAAUCAAUAUUUUGGAAAAAUCACGGAAGAAAAUGUUAAAAAUAAUUUUGUACUUAUUUAUGAAUUAUUAGAUGAAAUAUUAGAUUUUGGUUAUCCUCAAAACACUGAUGUUGGUAUAUUGAAAACAUUUAUUACUCAACAAGGAAUUAAAUCACAAUCAAGAGAAGAGCAAGCUCAAAUAACCUCACAAGUCACAGGCCAGAUUGGAUGGCGUAGAGAAGGAAUUAAAUAUAGACGAAAUGAAUUAUUUUUGGAUGUAUUAGAAUAUGUCAAUUUACUAAUGUCAGCACAAGGUCAAGUAUUAAGUGCUCAUGUUGCUGGCAAAGUCAUAAUGAAAAGUUAUCUCAGUGGCAUGCCAGAAUGUAAAUUUGGUAUCAAUGACAAAAUUGUUAUGGAAAGUAAAAGUGGCAAGUCCAGCACUGAUGACAUCUCUAAAAGUUCAAACAAAACUGCCAUUGCAAUUGACGAUUGCCAAUUUCACCAAUGCGUCAAGCUCACCAAAUUUGAAACGGAACACAGCAUAAGCUUCAUACCUCCCGAUGGUGAAUUUGAGCUUAUGAGAUAUCGAACAACAAAGGAUAUAAGCCUCCCUUUUCGCGUUAUACCUUUGGUCAAGGAAAUUGGUCGCAACAAAAUGGAGGUAAAAGUGGCUAUCAAGUCCAAUUUCAAGCCCUCGCUUUUGGCACAAAAAAUUGAGGUCAGGAUACCGACCCCGCUUAACACCAGUGGUGUACAACUGAUAUGCAUGAAGGGUAAGGCCAAGUACAAAGCCAGCGAAAAUGCCGUUGUUUGGAAGAUCAAAAGGAUGGCAGGCAUGAAGGAUUCUCAGAUCAGUGCCGAGAUUGAGUUGCUGCAAACUAACGACAAGAAAAAAUGGACCCGCCCUCCUAUCUCCGUGAAUUUCGAGGUCCCCUUUGCCCCAUCCGGUCUUAAGGUAAGGUACCUAAAAGUUUUUGAGCCCAAGUUGAAUUAUAGCGAUCACGACACGGUCAAAUGGGUCCGCUACAUAGGCCGGAGUGGUCUUUACGAGACUCGAUGUUGAUAUUACAUCACUGCCAGAGGAAAAUGGAAUCAAUUUUUUUUAAAUCUAACCUUGUUUGGUGAAUUUACUUAACUUGUUAUGUUACAUGUUUGCAAUGCUACAACUUUGUGCUUUUUAUAUUAUGUCUUGCCACAAAUCUAGAUAAAUUCAUUCACGACUAAAAAACAUUAUUUUUCUUAUAGCGUUAUUAUUUUUGUGUUGACAUCCCCCCCCCCCCCCCACCACCCAAUUAUUUUGCAAAUAAAAAAUCUUUUGUUUUUCUUACGUUUUAUUAACGAGUAAUUUCUUUAUUAUUCAAUUUCUUCUCUCGACUUUUCAAAAAUAUCGCUAUUUAUAUGAGCCUGGUAAAAAUUGUAAUGAUAUAAAUUUGACGAUUUCAACUAUUCGAAACCAUUAAAUUCAUUAUCUCCACCACACCUUUUUUUAUUAUAGUAAAAUAUUUCUCUAAAUUCUCUUAGUUCAUAGUAUGUUUGAAAUAUAAAUUUUCUUCACAAAAUAAGAUUAUAUUGCCCCUUGCCUAAAUUCGAUACAAGUUAAAUUAUAUGUGAUAACUUAUUUAAUUUUAAUAUUUGGUUGCACAUAAAUCUUUGUUUUCUUUUUUGUAAUAGGCAAUUAUUUUAAUUAUAAAUACAUUAAAAAUAAUGCAUUGAAAUUUGUUAAUUUCUAAAAUUAUUUUCAUUUAUUUU
Gordionus sp. m RMFG-2023 is the source of this 2053-nucleotide messenger RNA. Its product is annotated as AP-2 complex subunit mu. Gene Ontology annotation, biological process: clathrin-dependent endocytosis; intracellular protein transport. Gene Ontology annotation, molecular function: clathrin-cargo adaptor activity. Lineage: Eukaryota; Metazoa; Nematomorpha; Gordioida; Chordodea; Parachordodidae. The transcript is spliced from 11 exons. The record is from RefSeq and is a predicted model, not a curated record. Gene Ontology annotation, cellular component: AP-2 adaptor complex; cytoplasmic vesicle. Bases 57 to 1367 code for a protein of 436 amino acids.